AUGAUUCAAAAACUGUAUCUCAUUAAAAGAUUAGGAUCUUGUAAAGUGUCUACGCUUAAUGAUCUUGCAAUCUUGACUGGAUCUCCAGUAAUAUCAAACAACAAAUCAUGUCGAAUCGAAGGAUUAACCGCAGGAUAUUAUUUUUAUCUAAAUCAUUAUCAUAAAAUCCCAUCAACUCAAAGAUCAACAUUAUCAAUUGAUGUAGGGAUAAAAAAUUUCUCCUAUUGUAAAUCCAAAUCAUCAAAAUUCCCAAUAACAAUCACUAAAUGGGACAAACUCAAUUUAGAUAAUAAGUAUGGUAAUGAUAAUUAUUCCCUGAUAUUACAUAAGGAUUCAAUCCUUGAUAAUAAACGAUAUUUGAAUCAAUUGACUCAAUUACUUGUAAAUGAAUUACAACCAAAUAAAUAUGAUGUGGUGAUUAUGGAAAUCCAAAGAACUAGAUCAGCAGGGAAUACCAGUACUUUACCUAAUGUUUUAUUGAAUUAUACUUUAGAAAAUUUGAUUUUGGGAUAUAUUUAUCCUCAAAUUGUUAUCCCAAUGACUUCAUUUAAAAUGACCAAUUUUUGGUUACAUAGAUUUAUCACCAGAUCUAGUACUAAUACCAAAAAACUCAAAAUAAAUCAUAACAAGGGUAUUAGAUUUGAAUUGAUGAAAUUAUGGUUGAAUAAAUUAUUUGUUUUACCAAAAUAUACAAACCUUGAAUUGACAAAAUUGGAUUUAUUAAAAUAUUUAAAUCUUGAUAAAUCAGAAAAAAUCGAUGAUUUAAUCGAUAGUUUAUUAUAUAAUCUAACAAUUAAUUGUCAAUUUCAACAUUUUAAUGAAUUUCAUCAAUUAAUGGUAUCUAAUGACGGAGAUAUUGCUCAAUUUGUUCAUGACAAGAAUAAAUAUCAUUUGGAAUUGAUUCAACCAAUAAUUGACAAGUAUGGAUUAGAAUUAAAACCAGGAAUAUAG
Messenger RNA from Candida dubliniensis CD36, 951 nucleotides. RefSeq names its product cruciform cutting endonuclease (gene CCE1). NCBI's taxonomy places the organism in Eukaryota, Fungi, Ascomycota, Pichiomycetes, Serinales, Debaryomycetaceae. The record is from RefSeq and is a predicted model, not a curated record. Gene Ontology annotation, molecular function: crossed form four-way junction DNA binding; DNA endonuclease activity; flap-structured DNA binding. Gene Ontology annotation, cellular component: mitochondrion. The transcript has a single exon. Bases 1 to 951 code for a protein of 316 amino acids.